Molecule: messenger RNA, 942 nt
Organism: Cylicocyclus nassatus
Lineage: Eukaryota; Metazoa; Nematoda; Chromadorea; Rhabditida; Strongylidae
Source: the annotation of a GenBank genome assembly
CAUCGGGAAGUGCUGGUUCACUCCGCACCAUGCUACGUCCAUCAAAGGAAUCCGAGCGCAACAAGAUACAACGAAGAUCCGAGCCCAGUGACAAAGAAAACUUGUCGGAAGAUACCUCACGAACCCAAGCCGGGGCUGACAAACGAACGUUCGGACAAAUCAUUGGUGUCAACAUUCCGCCCAUGAUAGAUGAAAGAUUAACAGAGGUGUACAGAAAAUUGGUCGACACCACACCCCUGCCGCGAUUUUUCGACUAUGGGCACAUGUUCGAGUCUUACGUGUGGCGCGCAGUAUUCCUGACCAGCUUCACGCUUGGUAUUCGAUUCGGGAACUUGGACGCAGUCAGCUACGUGCUUCUAGGAAUAUUUGGCAAAUAUCUCAUUUUCCUCCUUACUUAUAUGGUCAUACCGCCGUUUAUGAUUUUCUUCAGUAAGCGUAUGCAGAAAGAAUUAACUAUACACGAACAAAGAAUAAUCCUAAUUAUUGUCGCAGCGCAGCUCGGAGUCUAUAGCAGCGUUAUUAAUCAGCAUUAUGUGAUCAUAGAUACUGCGGCACCGUCAUAUUUUCUUCCGGGACUCGUUGGACUGACUGUGCAGCUUGUCGGCCCUCGCUUCGGUCAUAACCGCAUCCAAUUCCUGGCUGUGUCGGUUGGUUCGGCCUUCACAGCCGGAGUGGUACUUAUGGCAGUUUUCCACGACAUCUCAUUCGCAGCCUUGAUAGGAUUGAUUAUAUCAGCAGUAUGCGCUACGAUCAAUCUUCAGCUGAUGGUUUAUUCCAUCAGACAAGGUGGAAUUGACAUGAUGGGUGGACACAUCACUGCGGUUAUGAUGGCCGUCUACAUGCACCUCGUUUUCAGCCGACUUUUUGGAGAGUACUCCGAAGAAGAGAAGUCGACCCCGUCAGUGACCAAGCCGCUGCUGUACUCAUGAUCAGUACAAUAAA